AUGACUAUCACCAACUGUGAAAUUCCAACGGCCAUCGAAGCCUUCAGGAGAGGCUUGGAACGAGACUCCUCACUCUACGAUGAACUGACAAAAUACUCGUGCAAGACACUAGAUGACGUCCAAGCCAAGGCUAUGGCCCAUGUGCGACUAGAGGAGGAUAAAAGGGAUCAUGAUGAAAAGUAUUACCGGCCAAACAGGAAGAUCCUAACGACCAAAACCAAGGACUACAAGCUGUACUCAAGAGCAAACAGAUUGGAGGAAGGAUCCCAACCUCCCCCAACGUAUGACAGUUAUGGAUUCACAAUAACCCCAACGGAGAUGAUGAGGGAAUUCACCAAAAUGGGAGAUGCGGUCAAGUGGCCUGUCAAGAGCAACAAACCAAAAGCCAAUCCUGAGUCAAAACUAUGGUGUGACUAUCAUGGCGACUACGGACACAAGGCUUCAGACUGUGUCGCAUUACGACGUGAACUACAAUAUCUGGUCCGUAAGGGUUACCUGACAAAAUUCAUGGCCGGCAGGACGGCGAGUGUCACACGAGGCUCCCCACACAAAACCCCUUCAAAGCAACUGCCACCCCCACCGUAUCAGACAAUAAUCAACUUUAUAGCCGGAGGAAGUGAAGUAAGCGGGACUACGUACUCACAAGCCAAACGUCUAGCCAGAGGGAAGGGUCCACAAGUAUCAGCAGUUGUCGAAGUGGGCGACACCACACCUGCACUUGUCUUUGGUGACCCUGACAGACAACAUGUGAUGGAACCCCAACAUGACAGCCUAGUAAUAUCCCUACCCGUCGGGAACUGCUUCAUCAAGCGAAUCAUGGUGGAUAACGGCAGUGCUGCGAACAUCAUGAUGAAGGACACGUUGCGGCAAAUGGCCCUUGAGGAUAGUGACAUGAUCAAAAAAUCGACUACCUUAGUGGGAUUCAGUGGCGAAACCAAGAGGACCAUUGGAGAAAUCACAUCACCCACGUAUGUUAAAGGACUCAACAUACUGACAAAGUUUUUGGUGAUAGAUUGCGACUCAACGUACAACAUAAUCAUGGGUAGGCCAUGGAUUCAUGACCUAAAGGCUGUACCCUCCACCUUCCACCAAGUCCUCAAGUUCCCAACACCCUGGGGCGUCCAAGAGAUACGAGGAGAGCAAAGCAUGGCGAGGGAAUGUUACAAAACCUGUAUGAAACCUACGGCUCAAUGUGACGGCGUGCAAGACCCCAAAAUACCCAUGAAGGGACCAGAAAAGCUAGCAGAGAUAGAUCUGACAACCGGAGAUAAGAAAGUUCUUGUGGGAGAGGACCUGACACCCACUUUGGGAGCGAACCUCGUCGAAUUCCUCACAUCACGACUUGACACCUUUGCAUGGGAACUUGGGGACAUUACGGGAAUCAGCCCUGAUGUCAUCACACACAAACUGAAUGUGGAACCAGACUUCAAACCCAUACAGCAAAAGAGAAGGAAGUUCGCAGCUGAAAAAACAAGAUUGUCAACGAGGAAGUGUCACGACUACUACAAGCAGGAAUGA
Messenger RNA from Daucus carota subsp. sativus, 1518 nucleotides. RefSeq lists its product as uncharacterized. The transcript has a single exon. The coding region runs from base 1 to 1518 and encodes 505 amino acids. The record is from RefSeq and is a predicted model, not a curated record. NCBI's taxonomy places the organism in Eukaryota, Viridiplantae, Streptophyta, Magnoliopsida, Apiales, Apiaceae.